GCAGGGAGCAGGCCGCGCCCGGGCCCAGCGUGGUCCUGCGGGAUCUCCAGCCCUGCCGAGCUCUGGUUUUGUGUGGAAAGUAAAUAAAUAAAUAGAAAUAAAAGGCAGAGUUUACUUCGGGAGAAUCUCUCCCUGCUGCGUGCCUCCUCAGGGUCGCACACACACACAGCCAGCCUGGGGAAAGGCGUAAGGUGAUGCUGCAGGUCUGUGGAGGGAGAGCGAGGUGCAAAGCGUGCAUUCAUGUGUAUUCAUACAGGUGUAUUCAUGACUCCAUACAAAUCGUUUUGAGGCCAAAGAAGAUGUCAACAUGGACGUCACAUGGCUCUGGAUGCCCACAGCUCACCCUAACCACUGUAAGCCACCACCGAUCUCAGGACCUUAAGGAGUAAGGGAAGGACAGUGAUAGGACAAGAGGGAUUGGCCUCACAUUGCGCAGGGAGGUUCAGGUUGAAUAUUAGGGAAAAUAUCUUCUCCGAAGAAGUGGUCAAGUGCUGGACUGGGCUCCACCACCCAGGGAGAUGGUGGAGUCACCAUCCCUGGAGGUAUUCAAGAAACAUUUAGAUGUGGGCCUGAGGGACGUGGUUUAGUGGGGAAACAGUAGUUGUAGGUGGAUUUUUGGACUAGAUCGUCUUAGAGGUCUUUUCCAGCCUUAACGAUUCUAUGAUUCUGUAAUGCUGGGAGAAGUUUAAAAAGCGUAUGUGCAGCUUUAGCUACACCAUUAUCCUUUCUUUUUGUAACUGAUUUGAAACAAUAGUGAUUAUACUCCCAAGAUACCAAUUAUACCAAAUGUAAGUCCUUUGCUUUACUUGACAUGAACAAGACUUUGUGCAUAACAGAGGCAGGGAGCAGCUUUGCGGGGGCAUUGGCUGGGUAAUGUGGCUUGUUUCCUUACAACACCACAUGAACACCAUAGGCUGUGACAAUCUGUGCAGAUGGAAAAAUCCCUUUGGCAAAAGUUGAUGAGGCCAGAACUGCUGGAGAUGUUUUGUGGGAUGCUUAGUGUUCCCAAGGACCUCAUAACUCUUCCCAUCAACCAAAAGACACUGCAAGCAGUAGUAUGCCACCCCACAAUGCCAAGCUUUAGCACUCACUCACUGUCCAUCUGAAAGGAGCAUCACUGAGUUUUGGUAUUUAUUUUUGCACUCAGUUUAGCACUAGUUUCCUUUAGUUGCUCAGGGGCAGAAUGGAAGUGAAGGGAGAUGGCAGGGCUCAUGAUGGGGCCAUGUUAGCAGCCCUGAGACAAAGAGCAGGGCAGAAAAGCAGAGGCCAGCCAAGGUCCUCUGGAAAUCCACAGUAAGUGGUAGGUCAGCCCUGAAGAGAGGCUGCUUUGCACUUUCCACAGCCCUCGUCAUGCUGCUAUCACAAACCCGCACUUUCACCUAAACCUCCUUGCUCCUUGUCUUGAGGCUAGAAACAUCAGCACAGUUCAGCUCAAAGAUAUUUUCACUGUUUGCUUGCUCUGAGAUUUGAUGCCUUUAUUCUCAAAUGUAGAAUUGUUGUCCUCAAAUCUUAAAAAUGCCAACACGCUCUGUCUUGUCAACUUGCAAAAUUGCCUGUGGCGAUGGUGUUGGAGCUUGAUGAUCUGUGAGGUCACUUCCAACCCAAGCCAUUCUAUGAUUCUAUGAAAAUAUGGGAGAAAAGUAAAUAAGAGGAAUAUAAAAUUCUCUUUACUUUCUCCACUAGAAAGGCACAGAAAGCCUGAUCGACUCUUGACCAUUUAAUAUGGAAAACAGCCAUUAAUCAAAGAGAAUGACACAAAGCUCAUUUCUGCCAGUAGAUACAAACCCCAAACACCAGCUCUCCCAUCACCCCUGAAGCAACCUCCACACACAGAAGGUGGAAGCCAAGCAAAUGCCUUUGCCCAGGACCCACCACCAGGACAGAUUUCCCUCCUUGCCUGCCCUGUUCACUUAUGAGUGAACAAUGUUUAAUGUUUUACUAACAUUGACACUGAGCUCCCAUCCGGUACCAUGCAGCAGCUCCAGCAGCUCAUUGCAGUAAGCAGUGAGCAUACAGCAGGGUGAGCUACCGCUGUGUGAGGCGUGCCGUCAUCCAUUUCUAUCUCAGAAGGAUAGCAUUUCAGGCUAGAGCAAAACUUACAGGCAUGGUGCUCCAGAAAGAGGCUAAAUUAAAUUUAAAGCUCAUUACUCAAGCUUACAAACUAUACUAAUCCCCUUUGCAGGUACGCAUUCAGCUACUUCUGGUCACAACAGCACAGUUCUCCUGAACAUGCUCUCCAUUACUCUUCUGGAGAACGUGGGCCUCCCUGAGCGCAGGCUUUGCCUUGCACACAGUGAGGUCAGCAGAAGCAGGAAAAUGCACACAGCACCCCCACCUGCCCUGAGCAGGGCAACCAGAAGCAAUCUUAAAAACUGCAAAACUGGUGCUAACGCUGCUGCCUGCUGGAAGGGGAAGCAGGGCCGUGGUCUCCAGUUCUGUGCCAUCCUCCUGUGUGACCCUGCCGCUUGGCUGUCCUUCAGCUGAACAGCCAGCCCAAGGUCAGAGAUGCAAACAUUAAAUACCAGCAGGGGAAAGCAAACAUUGGGCCCCGUUCAUGAAGCUCUGAGUACAUGAAGUACCUUGCUGCUCUCUGAAUGCAGUGUAUGUGCAUGCCCACAUGCCCAUGGCCUUGCAACCAAAGGCCAAAAGGCUGCAGGAUGUGGGCAGAAUAAAGAGACCAGAGCUGGCUGCAGGGCCAGCACUGGAUGAGGAAAAUGGGUAUGGAUUGAAUCCUAAUGGACUACAACAAGCAGGUACUUAGACCAACAAGCCUCUCAUGGAGACACAGAGAGGUGUCCGCUUGUUGGUGACAAAUGUCCUGACAAAUGGUCCCAGCAGUGACUGGAAGCUCUUCAACAGAGCCUUUGGAAUAGUCAUAUCUCCAUCCUAUCUUAAUAAACCUCAUCAGACAGGCAGUGCAUAUCCCCAUUCACAUGCACAAAUUUUCUAUGAGGUUUCCUUACAUGUCACAGCUUCACACUGAUCUAUGCCACACAGCUGUGAUAGCUCUGAAUUCAGCUCUGUGGGCACCGGUGCUUCCCAACCCUGGCUUUUGGUGUUCUUUUACCUCCACCUGCAGAUGUCAGUGCCCUCUGCUCACAAUAUUCCAUAUCCAGCUUUUCAUCCAUUAAAUACGGCUGCACAAUUUGGUGGGCAAAUUAAUGUAUCAUUUAAUUAAUUAAGGUAAGGUCCUGUAUCAGCUCACUGGAGGCAGAUUUCACACAUUGCCUGGAAAAACCCUCCAAGGAAAAAUCUGUCUUUACAAAUCUUUCCAUUCCAAAAUUUCCCCUCAGCCUUUCACAGGAAGCACCAAAUUCUGAGUCAGUUUGGCUGAAGAGAGGUGGAAAAUCUCCAGGUUCCCACUGGGAUAUUUCUGAACUCAGGCAAGAGAAAAGGCAUGACCUUGGCUGGGCCUCCCUUGUCGCGGCCUUGGCUGCAUCUUGGCAAGAGGACAGGGGAUGAAGGUGACGUGGCUCUGCUUGGUCAGGAGCAUCCAUGACACGUAGCAACAGCCCCACUGAAGAUCUUACAGAUAUUUUGCCUGCUUUUUCUGACAUUUUCACUGACGAUUCCAAAUACUGAAGAGAGAAGCCAUGUUAAUUUAACCACCUGCUCUCAUAGGACUUUGAUGCUUUGUUUUUCCUACUCCUGAUUGCGUGUGUAAACACAUUUGUAAUCUAUUGUUCUUAAUAUAUUUAUGUAUUUAAUUUAUUUGUGUUAGAAUUAUGUUCUUGGCUCAUUAUAAAAUAAGGAUAUAAUUAACUUGCGGUAAUUUUAUUUAUGCUCUUAUAUUAAUGUGGUUAAUGUGUUUAUGUAAUUUGUAUUUCUGGAGCUUCCAGUCAGGGCAGAUUUCCAUCUGUAAUAUUUUUCCCCUUUAUUCUUGCCUUUUAUUGUAGAUACUGCUUUUUGUAGAUACUUUUGCAAAUUUUCAUUUGCAGUUUUCAAGGCCCGAGGCCCUUUCCUGCUAUUCACAUUUCUCAGCCUCUGUCAUGCUGUGCACUGCACCUGUGCUCCUUGGAUCCUGGGGUUCCCUAUGCAGCAACAGGUAUAGACAAAUGAGAUAUAAUAUGAGAGAACGUGACUACGUGACCACAUGAAAUCCUUGGCCUGGGGCUCAUGAAGUGUACUACCAGCUUCCCACACAGCAUAACACGAACUCCUGAAUGCAGGCAGGCUUGGCUUCGCCAUCUUUCUGUUCAUCCUCCUCUUUCCAUGGGGCAUACAAACUGGCAGAAUGUCUGUAAAUCUUAAUUUUGUUUCACUUAGCCUGGUUCCUAUUUUAUCAUCUGAAAACAGGUAAAAUCACCCCAAAUCGGUGGCUGCUACAAUAAAACAUCAAGCUGCCUGACCUGAGGCAGAAAAGCAAUAUAAAUCUGUAUUUCUUCUCAGAAAUUCAGCAUUAUUUAGCUGGCAGAAACCCCUGCCAUGUCACAGGGCUCAACUACAGCUGUCUCAAUGUCCAGAUAACCAAAAGCCUGCCAGUUAAUCUUGUCAGAUGUUCAGAUGUUCCCAUUUUGCCACCAUAACACAGACUGUGAAGCAGAUGAAUGGCAGGGCAUGCCAGUGUUUAAAAAAGGGGAUGAAAUCCCAUCUCUCUGUGCAGAGUUUUAUAGGUUGCAGUGGGAGUAUUGCAAUCAGUAUUUGCAGGUUAACUGGAAAGAAAGAAGGAAAGAAAGAGGAAGAGAGGAAGGGAGGAAGGGAAAAAACCUAAAGAAAAACCAGAGAGAAAACGUUCUCCUUCUCUUUAUCUGUUUUGAUAACCACUAUCACACUGAGCAUAUCACAAGCCCUAAGGCACUCUGCAAAGUGCGUAAUCCUGUCAAUCUCUUUGGGGCAGUUUACCUGGGAAGGGCAUUUGAUUGGAGUUGACUUUCCUUUGCCAGCCUCAGCACUGAGUGUUAUCAGCACUACCUAUAAAGCACUGCAUCUGCUGCGGGUCAGUAAUCAGUGUAGGGGCUUUUGUUGGUAUAGGCAGUGAUCUCCUUGACCUUCAGUGGAGGGGAAAGUAUAAAAACCAAAGCAGUUUGCUUGGGCAACUCUUUGAGCCCCCGUUGAAUUUCUUCAUUUCCGAGGAAGAAGCUUUUUGGGGGAAUUUUGUGGCAAAAUGGCAACUUUAAAUGAAAAGAAGACCUGCAGUGAACGGAUGGAAAAUUUCCGCCGUUUUGUCUGGAAUCCAGAAACGAAGCUGUUUAUGGGAAGGACCUUGAUUAACUGGGGUAUGUUUCUGUGCACAAGGGUCUCCUUUCUGACGCCCUUAGAAAUCUUGAAGGGAUGGGGGUUGCUCUGAUGAAUGGGAGGUAAUGGGAGGAUGGAAUUUUUUAUAACCUCAAUUCUCAGAUGUGCUCCUGAUCCUCUUACAAUAGCCCUCCUCUCUGAAUAGAGUCAAUUAGGUCGAAACAUUGAUCCAAGUAUCUCCUGCAAAUAAAAGCAUUUCUGGCCCAAAUAUUUGAUAAGGACAACACCGGACAUAUAGAAUCAUAGAAUGGUCUGGGUUGGAAGGAACCUUUAAGAUCAUCCAGUUCCAACUCCCCUGCUAUAGACAAGGACAGUGUUAUAGGCAAUAGAGAUGUUAACAUCUAAGCUAAGGGUUAUGGCUAUAACAUGAUGCUGACAUUGCUGUCUGUUAGGGCUUCUGCUGCAGGGGAAUUUGGCCUUGCUGCUGUGGUGGCAUUUUUCAGCCCUGCGGAUGCCAGGCUGAUGGGGCCAAGCAAUGGCAGCACUGUGAUGCAGACCUGCACUGAUGAUCUCUACUUUAGAGCCAGUUGGGGAAGUGUGGGAAAAUAUUUUCUGUCCAGUCCUCUGGAACAACGUUUUGCUUUUCUGAAUUUCCUUUUUAAAUUACUGCAUGUUGAAUAAAUCUUUUUUACCGUUGAACUAAUGCCUGUUUCAGCUGGAGCUCCCUGCUUGUAGCCAAGCUUGUGUCUGCCACAACAAUGUGUUUGAUGAUCUGAUUAUCUGUGUUCUGGGAACUGCAGCUCGAAACAUUUUAGAGAGAGUCUCUGCACUUCCUGCAAGUCGUUAACUGUAGCUGCAAGCUUCCAAAAGGUUUUCUUCUGAUGGGAAACGUGUAACUGUAGCCUAUUAGCCAUUCCUAUGAACAAAAAGCAAACCUAAUCUUUCCUGAUUGUGUAUACAUUCUGCACAUAUGCACCAAAACCAGUGUUAUUCUGAACCUCACCCCAUAACGAAACAGCAAGAUGGUGCAUUUUGCUGGAGGUGAGAUAUGGGUCUAAAACAAGCAUACCCAGAACACUGAGCUCCAUGGCACAAGCAAUACAAGCAGCAGCUUGCUUUUGUCAAUGAAAUCUAUUGGGUCUUUUGCUCAGCCCGUGUGUAACAAGCAGCUGAAUGGCCUUAAUGUGGGAAGCUGCUCUGUGAAGCCACACAAUCCUUCAAGCUUUAAACAACCUAAGUGCCAGCAACGCCCAGGCUUGUUCCCUUCUUGCUGACAUGAUGCCAUUGGCUGCAGUGUUCACGCAGCACGAACCCAAAGACCCUUCCCCUCCUCUUCCCCCAGUGUGGAUCAGCCUGUACUACCUGGCCUUCUACGUGGUGAUGUCCGGGAUCUUUGCCCUCUCCAUAUACUCCCUAAUGAGGACGGUGAAUCCCUACGAGCCAGAUUACCAAGACCAGCUCAAGUCCCCAGGUGUAACGUUACGACCAGACGUGUAUGGACACAGAGGGCUACAAAUCUACUACAACGCAUCUGACAACAAGACCUGGGAGGGGCUGGUGACAAUGCUCCAGACGUUUCUGACAGAAUAUAGCCCAGCUGCUCAGCAUCUGAACAUCAACUGCACAAGCAACACAUACUUCAUCCAGAACACCUUUGAUGGUCCAAAUAACACAAAACUGUCCUGCAAGUUCACAUCAGAUAUGCUUCAAAACUGCUCUGGCAUCAUAGAUCCUACUUUUGGAUUUCCAGAAGGAAAACCUUGCUUUAUUGUAAAGAUGAACAGGAUUAUCAAAUUUUAUCCUGGCAACGGCACCGCACCGAGAGUGGACUGCACCUACGUAGGUGACGAGUCCCGCCCACUGGAGGUAGAAUACUACCCGGUGAAUGGCACCUUCAACCUGCACUACUUCCCCUACUAUGGAAAGAAGGCACAGCCCACUUACAGUAAUCCUUUGGUAGCAGUGAAAUUUCUCAACAUUACAAAGAAUGUAGAAGUCAAGAUAGUGUGCAAAAUCAUUGGAGCCGGGAUUACCUUUGAUAACAUUCAUGAUCCCUAUGAAGGCAAAGUGGAAUUUAAAUUGAAAAUAGAGGACUGAGCAGCGAGAGACACUUCUGAAAAGCAUAUAUGAAGAAUGACUUACCUGUUGUCACACUGACUGAUAUUUAUUUUCUCUGAUUGCCAUAUGAAUGUACUCAAAUUACAGUGAGAGUAGACAUUUUCUACCGAGAGGUAAUCCAUCUAACUAAAGACCAGUACAUCGCUCAGCGUGCAAAGGAGAUGGGAAUAAUCCCCAAUGUACACAGCCUAGUGUUCUGUGGCUACACUGUGCUUAAACCUCUAUGCAAAUCCUUGUACAAAACAUGUGUCUUCUAACCUAAGCAGGUGUGCUUUCCAAGAAAAGGAAGUAUGGGAUCAAAAUAUUGUUUUUCAUCAUUUUUCAAACUCUAAGAACAAUCUAAUAAAUAAUUGAUGUAUAAUACUGAAUACUGGAUAUUGUAGAAGCAACAGCUAGAAAAAUAAGUAGCUUGAAAUACUCUGAGAAAUACCCUUCUCAAUCUGCCUUGUACAGGAUAUUUAAAUUGUAAAGAGACAGCAAAAUUACCUGCAUGCCAAUGCGUUGUUUUGUGUAUCAGCCAGCCAAGUCUGACUUCAGAUGACAAAUCAGUAACUGCAAGAGAAGAACUUUAAAGGGGCCUAUAGCUUUUCUAAUGCCUAGCACCUGUGAUUUCUUUCUAACAAUAAAAACCC
Phasianus colchicus (ring-necked pheasant) is the source of this 7925-nucleotide messenger RNA. The record is from RefSeq and is a predicted model, not a curated record. Lineage: Eukaryota; Metazoa; Chordata; Aves; Galliformes; Phasianidae.